UGUGUGAUGUAGACAUCCUACCUGAUACAAGAGUCAGAGGUUGAUUCCACAGCUCGAUCCGUGACCUUUAUAAUUAUAUUUUUUUAAAAAAAUAUUAUGGGCACACUUGCAAGUUAGCAACUACAUUGGGAUCAAUAAUUCAACUAGUAACUAUUACUAACUUGAAGCCAAAUUUUGAUUACUAGUCACUACAGCAAAAAGAUGGAUAUCCCCUGGUAUUCUCUUCUAAUUCCUCUGUCUGUUUUCAUUUUCUUCCUUCGUCAAUGCUUCUUUACUACUCCACAUAAUCAAAAAAAGUUACCACCAUCUCCAAGAAAGAUCCCAAUCUUAGGAAAUUUGCUCCAACUUGGGUCGCAUCCUCACCGUUCUAUCCAUAAACUAUCUCAAAAAUAUGGUCCAGUCAUGCUGCUUCACUUGGGCAGUAAGCCGGUGCUCGUUGCUUCCUCAGCUGAUGCUGCUCGUGAUAUCAUGAAAACUCACGAUCUCGUAUGGUUAAAUAGACCUAAAUCUGGCAUCGCCGAUAGACUCCUUUAUGGCUCAAAGGACGUGGCCUUUAGUCCGUAUGGUGAAUACUGGAGAAAAAUCAAAAGCAUCACCGUGCUCCACCUUCUCAGCAACAAAAGAGUCCUAUCUUUUUGUUAUAUCCUAGAAGAAGAAAUAUCGAAUAUGAUUGAAAAAAUCGGACAAGAGUGUGAUUCUUCUAGUUCAGCGAUAAAUUUAAGAGAUCAUUUCAGUUCUGUGACAAGUAACAUAAUUAGCAGAGUGGCCUUGGGGACGAAAUAUAACGAGGUGAAUGAAAGUGGGACGAAUGCUAAAGAAACCAUAGAAAAACUCCUUUCACUUUUAGGUGCUUUUAAUAUUGGGGAUUAUUUUCCGUGGCUUGAAUGGGUCAAUAGAAUCAAUGGUCUUGACACCAAAGUAGAAAAAGUGGCUAAAGAACUGGAUACAUUUUUGGAGAGUGUGUUUGAAGAGCACGUUAGUAGGGACGAGAACAGAGAAUACCGUGUAGAUGAAAUUAAAGACUUUGUGGAUGUUUUGUUGGAAAUCCAAAAUGAAAAGGUAACUGGAUUUCCUCUUCAAAGGGAUUCAUUGAAAGCUAUCCUCGUGGAUUCGUUUGCUGCCGGUACGGACACAACAUAUACAGCUCUAGAGUGGACAAUGACGGAGCUUUUGAGGCAUCCAAGAGCCAUGGAAAAAUUACAAAAUGAAGUGAGGGGAUUAGUCCCAGGGAAAGCGGAGAUAAAAGAGGACGACUUAGGAAAUAGGCAGUAUCUGAAAGCAGUGAUCAAGGAGAGUCUUAGGCUUCAUCCACCGCUUCCACUACUACUUCCUCGAGAAUCAAUGGAAGACGUAAAAUUACUAGGCUAUCACAUACCUGCUAAAACUCAAGUCGUUAUCAAUGCUUGGUCAAUCGGAAGAGACCCCUUGGUGUGGGAAAAUCCAGAGGAAUUCCGACCAGAGAGGUUCUUGAACAGUGAUAUUAACGUCAGAGGACUAAACUUUGAGUUGAUUCCCUUCGGAGCUGGCAGAAGGGGCUGCCCAGGAAUUACUUUUGCCAUUACCGUGAAUGAGCUAGCAUUAGCAAGGAUUGUGCACAAGUUCGAUUUUGCAUUACCAAAAGGGAUAGAAGAAGAGGAGUUGUAUAUGACUGAAAGCACUGGCAUCACAAUUAGUAGGAAAUCACCUUUGCUAGCAAUUGCCACUCCAUCUUCUAAUUAAUAAUAUUGUAAAUGAAUCAUAGUUCCUAGCAUUGCUUGCAGCUAAUAACUUUCAUGUCCAUUUAGAUUAUUGAUCUUAUAGUAUCUAUUUCCAUUGCCGUAAAUAAAUGUCGAAUACUUUCGUUUUUUCAUUUACCUCUAAUUACUACUCCAUAGAUGAUAAGUACUAUAUUACCUUUAACUUUUAAGGGUGUGUUUUAUGUGGAAUAAAAUAAAUAAUUUCUGA
Messenger RNA from Capsicum annuum, 1944 nucleotides. Its product is annotated as cytochrome P450 71A3. The transcript has 2 exons. Gene Ontology annotation, molecular function: heme binding; oxidoreductase activity, acting on paired donors, with incorporation or reduction of molecular oxygen; iron ion binding. Lineage: Eukaryota; Viridiplantae; Streptophyta; Magnoliopsida; Solanales; Solanaceae. The record is from RefSeq and is a predicted model, not a curated record. Bases 202 to 1719 code for a protein of 505 amino acids.